This is a messenger RNA of Closterium sp. NIES-65, 399 nucleotides long. The record is from the annotation of a GenBank genome assembly. Lineage: Eukaryota; Viridiplantae; Streptophyta; Zygnematophyceae; Desmidiales; Closteriaceae.
AUGGCUUCCUUCUUCCAAGUCCUUUCAGCCUUUCUUCUCCUCUCGUCUGCUCUCACCAGCUCGUUUGCUUCUCCCCAUCACUCUAGUCUUGCAGAAUCUUCGUCCACUGAUCAUGCUGCAGCUACCACCACAGCAGCAGCAGGCGAACCUGCUACAAACGAGAUUCUCUCAAACGAGGAUUCUGCAGCACCAAGGCGGGUGAUCUUUGGCAAGUUCCCCGACCCCAUCUGCAAGCGCUUUGGCGGAUGCAGCGAACCCAUUGACCCCAUUGACCCCGUUGACCCCGUCCUCCUUCCAUGCAAGCCGCCACGUCAACCAUCUAUUGCAACGGGAGUUGCUGUCUUGGCAACUCCCCCCGUUGCUGUGGCGGAAAGUGCUGCCUGGGAGGCGAAUCCAUAG